Messenger RNA from Leguminivora glycinivorella, 1553 nucleotides. RefSeq names its product odorant receptor 49b-like. The record is from RefSeq and is a predicted model, not a curated record. Gene Ontology annotation, cellular component: plasma membrane. The transcript is spliced from 8 exons. Gene Ontology annotation, molecular function: odorant binding; olfactory receptor activity. Bases 1 to 1290 code for a protein of 429 amino acids. NCBI's taxonomy places the organism in Eukaryota, Metazoa, Arthropoda, Insecta, Lepidoptera, Tortricidae. Gene Ontology annotation, biological process: detection of chemical stimulus involved in sensory perception of smell; sensory perception of smell.
AUGGCUCCACCGCGGAUGUUUCGCACUUUCAAGAAAUGGUUUGAUGACAGUGACGCUCAGUACCCACUCGAGUUCAACUACGUCCGUCAGCUCAUCCGGUUGCUCAGCUCCGUUGGCUCCUGGCCUCACAACCAAUUCGGCCGUCACCGAUUGCACCUCAUCCUGUCCAUAUACAAUUUGUUUCUUAUCGCGGUGGCCAUAACCAUUUCCAGUGCGGCUGCGGCUUAUAUCUGGUUCUAUAGGGAGACUAUAUCUUUCUCUGCAAUGGGACACGUCAUCUUGUGCAUUUUGCUGGAGACUUUGUAUUUGCAAAGGAUGCUAACUGGUCGAACGAAGAAGUAUGGUGAGAUUGUAAGGGAUCUCCUAAAAGAAUUUCACCUGUUUUAUUUUCAGAAUCGUUCGCAAUACGCUUCAAAGAUGUUCAAGCAGGUCCAGCUCAUUUCAAAGAUAUUCACAAUGUACGUCACUUUCCACAUAAUUAGUGGAGUCUCACUCUUCACCUUCCAGCCCUGGUUCAACAACUAUAGAAACGGAAUGUUCGGUGACGACCGCCCGGCGAACAAGACCUUCGAACACUCUCUCUAUUUCUACUGCUUCACUGAUCAGUUCUAUACAACUGUAAACGGUUACUGGAUACUUUUCUUCUUUAACAUCCCCACUUCCUUUCAUACCAGCAGCGGUAUCCUCACCUACGAUCUGCUGCUCAGCCUUAUUGUGUUCCAAAUUUUGGGACACCUUAAGAUUAUGAAGAAUGAUCUGUUGAGAAUACCCUCUACUGAUGAUAUUUACUCCGUAGAGGAGAACAUGCGAGUAAGAGACACUUUGAAAGGCAUCAUCGAUCACCACAACAUAAUCAUAAAGUUCGUCGACAAGUGUUCUGAUGCAUUCAGCAACUAUCUCUUCAUGUUCUAUAUGCUGAUGCAACUCUUGACCAUCGUGGUGACUGUAGAGGUCACCUCUUUCACCGCUGACGCUUUGGCCAAAUAUGGACCUUUGACAUUGGCGAUAUACCAACCGCUGAUACAGAUAUCGAUUCUUUUUGAAAUGAUAAGCACACAGAGUGAAAAACUGGUCGACGCCAUAUACGAAGUUCCGUGGGAGUGCAUGGACACCAGUAACCGCAGGACAGUGAUGUUCUUUCUACUCCGUGCGCAGACGCCGGUGACGCUGAAAGCAGCCAAGAUGGUGCCCGUUGGUGUGAUGACUAUGACUGCUGUACUGAAGACAACAUUCUCAUAUUACAUGCUAUUGAACGCCAUAGCUGAAUCAGCUGAACAGUCGCAAGCAUAAGUCACUGGCCUACCUACUAGAAAAUUAAUAUAUAAGUCGUUCCGACAAAAAAAUUAUAGUACAAAUAGGAAUGCAUCAAUGACAAAUUACUCGAACUUAGUUAGUUGUAAUAAGUAUUAAUUUUAUAUUAAUGCACCAAAAUUCGACAAUGUUGUAUUAAGUAAUAUUUAUAUAUAUUCAAACGUAUAUUUUUUCCUAUAUUUACAUAUAAUUCUGCGACAUUCUUUCAAUAUUUUUCUGUGUAGCAAAUACAAACAUAUCAU